Neurospora hispaniola is the source of this 366-nucleotide messenger RNA. RefSeq lists its product as uncharacterized. The transcript is spliced from 2 exons. NCBI's taxonomy places the organism in Eukaryota, Fungi, Ascomycota, Sordariomycetes, Sordariales, Sordariaceae. Bases 1 to 366 code for a protein of 121 amino acids. The record is from RefSeq and is a predicted model, not a curated record.
AUGCAGUGGGCGCUAACUGUUAUUUCGGCGCUACUAAUCGAGUUCCUAGCUAUGAACGCCGCUGUCGCCAAUCAUAUUAACUAUAUUCGCGACGAAGUUUCUAUUAUUGGCCUUAUGAUAAGAUGGGGGUUCAGGAAUUUGAAUCCAGAUAGGGAUAAUACUAUUAAAGUCUUCGAAGGACAGACCGAGGUCGGCGAAGUCGCAUCCGUAGAUAUGAGGGAGGACAAACUGUUCGCCGUGGCCGGCCCCGGCGCCGGGAUCUUCAAAGGAUGGGAGUUGCACUGUGGUGUGUGGUCCAGGACUCUCGAACUCUUAGAACUUCCACCAAGUGUAACUGGGGAAGAGAUCAAGAGCCAAAUUCUCUGA